GAGUCGAGUCACAGUUGUGUUCGUUAGCCGCGGAUUGUUGCUGCUGCUGCUGCUGCUGCUGUAACCCAGGGGGAGAAAAAUAAUGGUUGUUCGUUUAUUUUCAUCUAACAUUUCCCCGCAUCGACAGGGGAGGUGAGACCAGGCCGACAUGGCGACUAAAAGGCUGAGACGAGCCGGAGUUUCCCCGGAAAUCUGCGAGCGGCUCCAGCGGCAGCACAUAGAGAGCUGCAAGGAUCUGUUGUCUCUGACUCCUCUGGAAGUGAUGAGCACCACAGGGCUGAGCCACCAAAAUGCCUUAAUGCUGCUGCAGACGGUCAGCAAAGCCAUCGCACCUCCAGUCACCACGGCCCUGGAGUUGUGGAAGCAAAACGCAGUGUCCUGUUUUCCUACGUCGUUGUCGGCGCUGGACAAACUCCUUCGAGGAGGUCUGCCCUGCGGGACGAUCACAGAGGUGACGGGGCCGUCCGGAUGCGGGAAAACCCAGAUGUGUCUGAUGCUCAGUGUCUUGGCCACGCUACCCAGGAGCAUGGGCGGCCUGGACAGCAGUGUGAUCUACAUCGACACAGAGUCCGCUUUCUCCGCUGAGAGGUUGGUGGAAAUCGCCCAGAGCCGGUUCCCAGACUACUUCUGUUCCAAAGAGAAGGUUCUGCACAUGGCCGGGCGGGUUCACCUGUUCAGGGAGCUCACCUGUCAGGACGUCCUGAACAGGUUGGAGAAACUGGAGGAGGACAUCAUCUCUAACGCCGCAGGCCUGGUCAUCGUGGACUCGGUGGCUUCGGUGGUGCGGAAGGAGUUUGACACGACGCUGCCCGGGAACCUGAUCCACCGCAGCAACCUGCUGGGCCAGGAGGCGUCCACCCUCAAAUACCUGGCUCACGAGUUUCAGAUCCCUGUGGUCCUGACCAACCAGAUCACAACUCAUAUUGGGGAAAGAGGAUCUGCUCCACCUGGUGAGAUGGAUUCUGGGUUUGUGGUGGCAGCCCUUGGGAAUACGUGGAGCCACAGCGUCAACACGCGUCUGAUUGUCCAGUAUGUGGGGACACACCAGAGACAGAUAUUGAUAGCCAAGUCACCUGUGGCUCCAUUCUCUGUACUGAACUAUACCAUCCAGAAAGAGGGCAUCUGCUUAAGCGGAAACGACAGUCAGGACACCUUGUACGAGGGCACAGACUCCGGCCUGCAGCCAAUCAGAGUGCGGACGGGAUUCAACUACAACCUGACCAAAUCCACGGACCAGACGCUCCCCUGACUCUGCAAGGCGUGUGUGUGUGCACAGAACAAAAUUCGCCACAGAGGCCAUGAUAUGAAACCAGAUUCAGCAGCAUCGAGUUAGACGCAGACUUCAGGAUCAACACUGAUUGUGUGUCGGCGUCAGACAACACGGGUUUGGAAGACAGACGUUUUUAUUAAAAUUUUUGAAACUGAACUUGCCAAUAUUUUCUGUAAAUACGUUCUUAAUUUUUUCCAUUUUUGUGCCAAAAAAGUUGUUUCAUUCGUCCCCAGAGGUUUGAUCAUGGUAAGCCCACGUCUCCUGCACGUUUCAGAGAGAUUUACGUUUCCUGGCCAGCAAACAUCAAGUUAAGCUCCAUCCUCUGCACACAGUGGACUGUACACACUGCAAAAACUCAAAAUCUUACCAAGAUUAUUUGUCUUAUUUCAAGUCAAAAAUGUCUUAUUCCUAGUCAAAAUAUCUCAUUACACUUAAAAUAAGACAUGAUCACCUC
This is a messenger RNA of Myripristis murdjan (pinecone soldierfish), 1724 nucleotides long. RefSeq names its product RAD51 paralog B (gene rad51b). The transcript has 11 exons. The record is from RefSeq and is a predicted model, not a curated record. Gene Ontology annotation, cellular component: Rad51B-Rad51C-Rad51D-XRCC2 complex; replication fork. Bases 149 to 1249 code for a protein of 366 amino acids. Gene Ontology annotation, molecular function: ATP-dependent DNA damage sensor activity; single-stranded DNA binding; ATP binding. Gene Ontology annotation, biological process: double-strand break repair via homologous recombination. NCBI's taxonomy places the organism in Eukaryota, Metazoa, Chordata, Actinopteri, Holocentriformes, Holocentridae.